Molecule: messenger RNA, 1963 nt
Organism: Schistocerca americana (American grasshopper)
Lineage: Eukaryota; Metazoa; Arthropoda; Insecta; Orthoptera; Acrididae
Product: ankyrin-1-like
Exons: 2
Coding region: 494-1819 (441 amino acids)
Cellular component (GO): nucleus; cytoplasm
Molecular function (GO): protein binding
Source: RefSeq, a predicted model, not a curated record
UUUGUGAUAUUACUGCUUUCUUCGGAGUUACCGAGAAUGAACGUGAAUGCAGUUUUUAAAUGCAUGAAGUACGUCUUUUUAGUUGGUGUCCUAGUUGGCGUCAGUAAGGGGAUUCACGUUUUUAUGAAUCGACCUGUCUGCAAUAGUGUUCAUAUUUGAAUAUGCUUUGAAAGAUCGGAUUGUGAGCUUGGUUGUGUAUAGUGUUAAUAUUUGACUGAAGCUGUUCAAUGAUCGCAGUGUUGUUUUCAGUAUUAUCUGCUUGGACACAACCGUAGAUAAGUUGUUAUUGCUUCUGUAUUACCAACUGAAUUAGUGUCUCAAAUGUUGGAAUACCUGGACAGCAUAUUUUCAUUAUUUGAGUGAAUUCUAUUGCAAGCAGUUGUUGAUGCAACAGUGGAGAGUGAUGACAGUUUCAUGCGAGUGUUUGUCAAUAAGAGGUGCGUAAGAGUGCAGUGUUUCUUAUUGUUAGUGUCCACCACGUAUUCUUUAAACCAUGUUUGCGAACGACAUCGUAAAAGAUUUCCUCCACGCGGCAGUGACAACCGGCAACUUGCAAGCUGUCAGAGAAAUGCUGGCGAAAGGAGCAGACAUCGAAGCCGCCGAUUCUUUCAAGUUACGACCGGUCCAUAUUGCUGUGGGGCACGGCCAUUUGGACAUUCUUAAAGCGCUUAUCGCAAGGGGCUGUAAUGUAAAUGCACGUGCAUCUUGCCCUUCUCCGAUUUUAAAAAGGGUCGAGCAGCGUUUGACGCCACUACAUUUUGCAGCUGAAUGUGCUGACCCAAACUUCGCGGUCACUUUGAUCCGUGCUGGAGCUUGUGUAAACGCCAAGAGUAGUUCCAAUGUGUCGCCACUGCACCUUGCAGCACAACACGGUCAUUUGCCUAUAGUGAAGGCACUAGUUUCUGCUAAUGCUGAAAUGAAUGCCGAGGACGACAGAAAAUUCACUCCUUUACUUUACGCCGUGGAGAACAAUUUCGAAGACGUAGCAAAAUUUCUUGUACAGAGCGGUGCUGUUGUAAAUACUAGAAAUUCGGACCGCGCGACGCCGUUGCAUUUCGCAGCAGAGAAGGGAAAUGUUAACAUAACAAAGUUGUUGAUCGAGAACAGUGCCGCUAUUAAUGUAAAGAGUCGGCGAAGCUUUACUCCGUUGCAUGUGGCCAUACAAAACAGGCAUGCCGCAGCAAGUCAGCUUUUGAUUGACAGUGGAGCAGAUGUGAAUGCGAGAAAUACCGAAGGAUGGACCCCUUUGCAUAAUGCAGCAUACAGUGGCUACCCAGCGGAAACCGCAAGACGUUUGAUUGCAAAAGGUGCUAGCGUGAAUGCCAAAGACAGGCUUGGAUUAGCACCAUUGCACCUUGCUGCAGAUACAGAUUUCGCUGACAUAGUAAACAUCCUGAUCGAAAACAAAGCUGACGUUAAUGUCACUGACGAUCGAAUGUGUACACCACUGCAUAGCUCGGCUGGCAAGGGCAGCUUGGAUACCAUAAAAGUUCUUAUUGCUAGUGGCGCUACAGUUGAUGCGAGGUCUCAGUACCAAGCUACGCCAUUGCAUUUUGCAGCAAACUACUGGCAUGUCGAGGUAGUUAAAUAUCUGUUGGCAAAAGGAGCCGCAGUUAAUGCAACUGAUCACACAAACUGCACGCCACUUCACUUAGCAGCAGACGAGCUUUCCGCCCACCGCAGUUCGGGGGCACAGCCACAGGAUUCUAAAUUGAAUACCGUAAAAGCUCUAAUUGAAAACGGAGCAGAUAUGAACGCAAAGGAAAGCAACGGUGAGACAGCUCUGCACAUAGCUGCAAAACUUUGCCGCGGCGAGUAGAAACGAGAGUAUAAAUGCGUUAUUGCGUGCUACUGAGGAGCUGUUUCACGCUGUGAAAAUAUCCAAGUGUGCUGAAAUAGAAAAAUGUCUACAAGAAGGGGCAUCAGUCAACAGCAGAAGUAUCAAGUAUGGAACACCACUUAU